AUGGUUUCUGUGCCCACAACAGGUGGUUACUACGAUCCGGCGUACUAUCAAUCGCAACCACCGCAGCCUGGUGGUUACUACGAUCCGGUGUACUAUCAAUCGCAACCACCGCAACCUGGUGGUUACUACGAUCCGGUGUACUAUCAAUCGCAACCACUGCAGCCUGUUGGUUACUCCGAUACGUUGUACUAUCAAUCGCAACCACCGCUCUGGGGACCACAUCCUGCUAAUCCUUCUUACCAGAUUUACUCUCAAGAGCAGCGUGAAGAAGAGGAUUCAGCUUGUGGUCCACUCAUUGAUGGUGUUGCCAUGAGAGCUCUUUACCCUCCCCGACCAACAAACAAGAACAUUUUGAAAAACGGAGGAUUUGAAGAAGAGGAUUCAGCUUGUGGUCCACUCAUUGAUGGUGUUGCCAUGAGAGCUCUUUACCCUCCCCGACCAACAAACAAGAACAUUUUGAAAAACGGAGGAUUUGAAGAAGGUCCACUAGUACUACCAGGCUCGACCACGAGAGUAUUGAUCCCACCGUUUAUAGAAGACGAUCACUCUCCUUUACCCGGUUGGAUGGUGGAGUCUCUCAAAGCCGUCAAGUACGUAGACACAGAACACUUCUCAAUCCCGCAAGGUCGCCGAGCCAUUGAGCUAGUGGUGGGCAAAGAGAGCGCCAUCGCUCAAGUGGCUAGGACCAUCAUUGGGAAGACUUACGUCCUUUCGUUUGCCGUUGGAGACGCCAACAACGCUUGCAAAGGAUCAAUGGUGGUUGAGGCUUUUGCGGGAAGAGAUACGCUUAAGGUACCUUACGAGUCUCGUGGCACUGGAGGGUUUAAAAGAGCUUCUAUCAGGUUCGUGGCGGUUUCGACAAGAACUAAAGUUAUGUUUUACAGCACUUUCUAUGCCAUGAGGAGCGAUGAUUUCUCCUCUUUGUGUGGACCUGUGAUUGACGAUGUCAAGCUUUUAAGCGUUCGUAAGCGGUAGAUGAAUGGAAUCUUACUACAAGAAAUGAAACUAUGUGGGUUCUACUUUGAUAA
This is a messenger RNA of Brassica napus (rape), 1028 nucleotides long. RefSeq lists its product as uncharacterized. Gene Ontology annotation, cellular component: plant-type cell wall. The record is from RefSeq and is a predicted model, not a curated record. The transcript is spliced from 5 exons. The coding region runs from base 1 to 975 and encodes 324 amino acids. NCBI's taxonomy places the organism in Eukaryota, Viridiplantae, Streptophyta, Magnoliopsida, Brassicales, Brassicaceae.